AAAUGUCUCCAAAACGCCAUUUCAUUCUUGGGAAGCGUUUGCUUUUAAUUGCAUUGCAAAUCAUUGCAAUAUAAUCCAAUUGGCAUCGGCAAUUAAUUUCGUUCUUAUUCUGAUUGUCUGAGAAAUAUUCCGAUUAAGUAGAAUAAAGAAAGUAAAUAAAAAUGAGCGAGUUAGUUUGGGGUAUUAAAAAUGGUGACAUCGAUCAAGUAAAAGACAUAAUUGAAAAUAAGAAAAUCGACGUGAACGCUUUGAUAGAUGGAAGAGUUCCUCUUCAUUAUGCAGCUGACUAUGGUCAAACAGCUGUGCUGAAUUAUUUACUUGACAAAGGAGCAGAUCCAAAUAUGAUAGACAAGCAUGGAAUUUCUGUAAUUCUGGCAGCUAUAUGGGAAGGACAUACUGACUGUGUUAAAACUUUACUGAAUAAUGGAGCUUCUAAAAAUGGAAAAACCCCAGAUGGUACUCCGUACAUAGAAGCUGCAGAGAAAGAUGAAAUCAAAAAACUGCUUACAUAGAAAUGCUUCACUGAAAAAAUUAAAUAUGCUCACUAUACAAUAUAAAGCUAUAACAAAAUAACAUAAUGUAAAAUGUUUUACAUGCAUUUAUUUCAAAGUUAAUGAAUUAUUUUUAUACGCUCUGCAUAUGAAAUAUAGUACUCAUAUGAUUUUUGAUUGUGCGUCCAUCUAGUAUUAGUUUAUGUAACCAAAGGCCUAAAUCAAUUCCGGGAAAUCUUGCACCAGAUCUUAGUUUAGAAACCAUAAAAUCAAUUACUUGCUGGGGUGAGAUUUCCGAGGGGCCUUAUAUUCUAAAUUUAAGCUAAUAAAAUAUUUAAUAUUAAGAAAUUAUUCCAAGAGGACAAGUAAGAUGUAAUUUUUAUUACUAAAAUAAGAAAACAUGGUACUCCAAA
Molecule: messenger RNA, 904 nt
Organism: Amyelois transitella
Lineage: Eukaryota; Metazoa; Arthropoda; Insecta; Lepidoptera; Pyralidae
Product: myotrophin
Exons: 4
Coding region: 162-512 (116 amino acids)
Biological process (GO): regulation of barbed-end actin filament capping
Cellular component (GO): cytoplasm; nucleus
Molecular function (GO): protein binding
Source: RefSeq, a predicted model, not a curated record